Rhinocladiella mackenziei CBS 650.93 is the source of this 2052-nucleotide messenger RNA. RefSeq lists its product as uncharacterized. Lineage: Eukaryota; Fungi; Ascomycota; Eurotiomycetes; Chaetothyriales; Herpotrichiellaceae. Gene Ontology annotation, molecular function: quinone binding; copper ion binding; primary methylamine oxidase activity. The transcript is spliced from 2 exons. Bases 1 to 2052 code for a protein of 683 amino acids. Gene Ontology annotation, biological process: amine metabolic process. The record is from RefSeq and is a predicted model, not a curated record.
AUGGUUCUCGAGCGUGUCAAGCAGUUCACACAGCAGGUCUCCAACACUGUUGCUCCUGUUCACCCAUUCGACCCUCUCUCUUCUCUCGAGAUUGAGACCACUGUGUCUAUUCUGCGGGCCAAAUACGGUAAACUGUACUACAAUGCCGUUACUCUUCUUGAGCCUCCAAAGGCCCCGAUGAUGAAAUGGUUGGCUGCUCCUGAAAGCACUCCCAGACCGCAUCGUAUCGCCGAUGUCGUGGCCAUCUCCACCGACGGAAAGGUGUUCGACGGCCAUGUCGACCUCACAGAACGGAAGAUCCUUAAAUGGGAGGAAACUCCCGGCGUUCAACCCUUGAUCACCAUGGAAGACCUUCAAGUGGUCGAGCACGUGUGCCGCAAAGAUCCUGGAGUCAUCGAGCAAUGCGGUCUGAUUGGCAUUCCUCCAGAGGAAAUGCACAAGGUCUAUUGCGAUCCCUGGACUAUCGGCUAUGAUGAGAGAUUCGGCAAUUCCGUCAGACUCCAGCAGGCUCUGAUGUACUAUCGACCCCAUGUCGAUGAUUCUCAAUAUUCAUAUCCUCUGGAUUUUUGCCCCAUUUAUGACGCAAAUCUGCAGAAAAUCAUCCAUAUCGAUGUUCCCAAGGUUCGACGACCAAUCAGCAAGGCUCCCCCGAACAAUUAUACCGUUCAAUCCAUCGAAGACAUGGGUGGCUACAGAACCGACCUUAAGCCCAUCAAUAUUACACAGCCAGAAGGUGUGAGCUUCAAGGUCAACGGCCGCGUCAUUGAAUGGCAAAAUUGGUCUGUCCAUGUCGGCUUCAACUAUAGAGAGGGCAUUGUCCUUCACAACAUCACCUAUUUUGACAAGGCUGAAAACAAAGCCCGACCCAUUUUCUACAGACUCUCCCUUGCCGAAAUGGUGGUUCCAUACGGAAACCCCGAACAUCCUCAUCAACGCAAGCACGCUUUUGACCUUGGUGAAUACGGUGGCGGCUACAUGACCAACUCUCUCAGCCUGGGCUGUGAUUGCAAGGGCAGCAUCCAUUACAUGGACGGCGAAUUCGUCAACAAGGCCGGCGCCGCCCAAACCAUCAAGAACGCAAUCUGCAUUCACGAAGAAGACAAUGGCAUCCUCUUCAAGCACACCGAUUUCCGGGACGAUUCGGUCAUUGUUACCCGGGCCCGGAAACUCAUUAUCAGCCAUAUCUUCACUGCCGCCAACUACGAAUACUGCGUCUACUGGAUCUUCCACCAAGAUGGUACCAUCCAACUCGAAAUCAAGCUUACAGGGAUCCUCAACACUUACGCCAUGAACCCUGGUGAGGACACCGAAGGCUGGGGCACGGAAGUCUACCCUGGGGUUAAUGCCCACAAUCAUCAACAUUUGUUCUGUCUUCGAAUCGAUCCUAACAUUGACGGACCUAACAAUACGGUCUUUCAAGUCGAUGCCACCCAGGGCGCUGGUGAAGUUGGCUCGGAAGAAAACUUUUACGGCAACGCCUUCUAUGCGAAGAAGACCAAGUACACCAACCCCAUCGAAGCCAUGGCCGACUACAACGGCUCCAGCUCUCGAACCUGGGACAUGUGCAACGAGAACAAGCUAAACCCUCACUCUCACAAGCCAGUUUCCUACAAGCUGGUAAGCCGUGAAGUUCCAGCCUUGUUGCCCAAGGAGAACUCUCUGGUCUGGAAACGUGCCGGUUUCUCCCGCCAUGCCAUCCACGUCACAAAGUACUCCGACGACCAAAUCCACCCUGCUGGUCGCCAUGUACCCCAAACCUCGGGUGAGCCUUCCAUGGGUCUCCCUCAAUGGAUCGCCGCAAAUCCACAAGAAAAGAUCAACGAUACCGACAUCGUGCUCUGGCACACCUUUGGCAUCACCCACUUCCCAUCCCCAGAAGACUACCCGGUCAUGCCUGCCGAGCCCAUGACGCUGCUCCUUCGACCGAGAAACUUCUUCAUCCGUAAUCCAGCCCUCGAUGUGCCUCCUAGUUACGCCCGGACUCCCAGCCAGGUCGCCGCUGGCAAGACUGGAUGCAGCGGCUGCAAGGACAAGACCAGCGUGCAGGUGUAA